Molecule: messenger RNA, 833 nt
Organism: Empidonax traillii (willow flycatcher)
Lineage: Eukaryota; Metazoa; Chordata; Aves; Passeriformes; Tyrannidae
Gene: TVP23A
Product: trans-golgi network vesicle protein 23 homolog A
Exons: 7
Coding region: 94-735 (213 amino acids)
Biological process (GO): protein secretion; vesicle-mediated transport
Cellular component (GO): Golgi membrane
Source: RefSeq, a predicted model, not a curated record
GCUCCGAGGCGGUGCCCGGGGAGGCGCAUCCCGGCGAGGGGCAGCCCGACCCCUUUUCCCCGGCACAUCUCCCGGCCCUGGAGCCGCGGGAGGAUGAAGCAGGCGCUGGUGGACGACACCGAGGAUGUGUCCCUGGAUUUCGGGAGCGAGGAGGAGCUGGCGCUGCGGAAGGCGCGGAUCAGGCACCCACUGGCCACCUUUUUCCACCUGUUUUUCCGAGUGAGUGCUAUUGUUACCUACUUGUUCUGUGACUGGUUCAGCAACAGCUUUGUUGCCUGUUUUGUCACUAUUCUCCUCCUUCUAUCCUUUGACUUUUGGUCAGUCAAGAACGUGACAGGAAGACUCUUGGUUGGUUUGCGUUGGUGGAACCAGAUUGAUGAAGAUGGAAAAAGCCACUGGGUGUUUGAAGCAAAAAAGGUGCCUACAAUUGCUGCCUCAACUGAAGCUGAAGCCCGAAUCUUUUGGCUUGGUCUCAUCAUCUGCCCCGUGAUUUGGACACUGUUUCUCUUUAGCACCUUGUUCUCCUUGAAGCUGAAAUGGCUGGCUCUCGUGAUAGCUGGGAUCUCCCUGCAGGCUGCUAAUUUAUAUGGUUACAUCCACUGCAAAUUAGGGGGACAGAAGACCAUCAGCAGAGUAACUUCGAGGCUGUUUGGCACGGGAGAUGCUCCCCAGAGGCAGAGCAGGAGGAUUUCAGAGGAUGGAACUGAAGAACAUGGCAAGACAGUCCCUAGGUAAUCAAACAAGGAAGAACUAAAAGGAUGAGCAGUAAAAUUACUAAUUCAUGAAAGCUGUUCUUCACAUGAAGAUAUUUAAAUAAAGCUCUUCUAGAAUUA